Messenger RNA from Sinocyclocheilus rhinocerous, 2254 nucleotides. RefSeq names its product protein kinase containing Z-DNA binding domains (gene pkz). Bases 263 to 1675 code for a protein of 470 amino acids. The record is from RefSeq and is a predicted model, not a curated record. Gene Ontology annotation, cellular component: cytoplasm; nucleus. NCBI's taxonomy places the organism in Eukaryota, Metazoa, Chordata, Actinopteri, Cypriniformes, Cyprinidae. Gene Ontology annotation, molecular function: double-stranded RNA adenosine deaminase activity; ATP binding; eukaryotic translation initiation factor 2alpha kinase activity. The transcript has 10 exons. Gene Ontology annotation, biological process: eiF2alpha phosphorylation in response to endoplasmic reticulum stress.
ACGUCAUCGCAGCAUUGAAGUGAACCUAUGAGAGGGAACCGAGGUUACGUAUGUAACCGGAGACGUUAUAACAUGUCGGGAAGUUUUACCGCUGAGGAAAGCGAGUGUGAAUCGAAACAGAAAGUUAAAGAACGCUGGUUUAAAUACCGACGCGGAACUCUGAGACUACCGGUCAGACCGGUCAGACCGACAAGAGAGAGAGUAGAAGACAUCAAUCUGACAGCAUCUGUAACUGCAUUAAAAACCUUUGGACAGAAGCAAAAUGUCUGGAGACACUGAAAUAGAGAAAAAGAUUUGUGACUUCUUGAGGCGAAACGGCAAAAGCAACGCGUUGAAAAUUGCGGAAGAAAUCGGACUAGAUGAAUGCAUCGUGAACAAACAUUUGUACAGCCUACAGAAAUCAAAUCAAGUGUCAGGAACUAACGAGACGCCUCCAGUUUGGGAUCUUCUGGAGAAGACGAGUGAGAUCAAAGAGACACUCAGACUAGAGCAAAAGCCUCAGACGACAAGAGACACAAGUGAGGAGAAACCUGUGGAGGAUCUGCUGAGAUCAGGAGCUUUGAAAGCCCAUCAGAUCGCCAGAGAACUGGGACAGUCGAGACAAGGCCUCAAGGUGUGGACUCAGAAUAAGGAGUGGAGCGAGGAAAGUUCCAGCCAAGAGAGUUCCAGUGAUCAUGCACUCGACUCAAUUUCAGGAUUGUCUCAUAGCUUUGAUGUGAUUGCAAAGCUUGGCCAGGGAGGCUUUGGCUGCGUUUAUAAAGUAAAACAUAAAUAUGACGGCAAGAUCUACGCUGUAAAGAGGGUGAUCUUAACCAGGAAAGCUGAUUCUGAGGUGAAGGCACUGGCCCAUCUAGAUCACGCAAACAUAGUGCAUUACAUUACAUGCUGGCCAGCUUCUGACAACUGGAUGUCAAACCAAGAAAGAAACCAAGUGUCCAACACACCAGGUUCUUCAUCAGAUGUAGUGACCUUUGAGAGAGCCAGCAGUGGAGAGAGGGAUGAUGAUGAUGAUGAUGACACAUCAGAAAUGGAAAGUCUGGGUAUGAAAGGCAGCAGGACAUAUUUAUUUAUUCAGAUGGAGUUCUGUGAGGGAGGAACACUGACUGGUUGGAUACAGGCAAGAAAUGAUAUGGAAAAACAUAGAACCACAGUGGAAAUCCAUAAAAUAUUUUAUGAAAUUAUCACUGGAGUGGAAUACAUCCAUGCAAACAAGCUCAUCCACAGAGACUUGAAGCCUGAUAACAUACUGUUUGGUGCUGAUGGCAAAGUGAAGAUCGGAGACUUUGGGCUGGUGGCGGCUCAGACCGAUCAAAACGGUGACCCUAUAGAGAGGUCAAACAAAGGAACAACAACUUAUAUGAGUCCUGAACAGAAAAAUAAGAAGAAUUAUGAUGAAAAAACAGACAUAUUUCCCCUUGGACUCGUAUGGUUUGAGAUGAUCUGGGACAUAUCUACUGGUAGCGAGAGAGAGAAGCUGUGGCCAGAUCUAAGAAAUCAAAGGUUUCCAGAAGGGUUUAGUGAUUGGUAUCGAACUGAGUGUACAUUCAUCAAAAAGAUGCUGUCAUAUUCACCAGAGCACAGGCCACAUGCAAAAGACAUAAAAGAAAACCUUCUGAAGUUUUUCUCUCUGGGUCAGAGAGCGCCAAGAUCAAUCUCAGACAAAUAUGUGAACUAACUUUCAGAUUUCUACUAGAUUUCUUCUAAUGUAUUUUAAAUAUUUCACAAGUUUCAAAAGUUCAGUCAAAUUUUUUUCAUCAUAAAAAAACAUUAUUACAAUGUUAUGAGGUUACUUGCAGAAAUCCGAGUAAGAACGUAAUUUCACAACAUUUCUAUCAUGUUGGCUGCAUAAAAUUAAGAUGCAUUUGCAUCUUAGAUGUAAUUGCAACUAAAAUACAAUGUUUCUUGAAGUUACAGUUGUUUGGUUACAGUGUAAACAAACUACAAUCAAUAUGCAAUAUUGUAUAAAGUGAAAACAUUUUGUGCUGGCUGAGAAGAUUGCUCAAGCUGACUUUCUGCCAUCAGGCAUUUCUUGACAAAUAUACUCUGUAUGUUGGGUGGAAUAAAAAGAAAAAGAGAAAAUGUGUUAUAAAUAUCGACAGACAUAUUGGAUAAAAUAUUAAACUCACAUUUUGUAAGAAAUUAUGUUACUUUUCUUUCAGUAUCACAAUGACAAAACAACCAUAGGGUUACAUUUGAACAGUAUUUCAAUGCUUUAGUUUGAGAGGAUGUUACCAUUGUGCCUUGUAAAAUGAAA